Molecule: messenger RNA, 768 nt
Organism: Aspergillus ibericus CBS 121593
Lineage: Eukaryota; Fungi; Ascomycota; Eurotiomycetes; Eurotiales; Aspergillaceae
Product: RTA1 domain-containing protein
Exons: 2
Cellular component (GO): membrane
Source: RefSeq, a predicted model, not a curated record
AUGGCAAAACUAGAACCUUAUGUGCCUGGAUACUACCUCUGGAAUUAUAUGCCAUCCAUUCCAGCGGCAGUCAUCUUCAUCGUCCUCUUCCUGGGAGCCACCGCCGUUCAUUUCUUCAAGCUAUUCCGAUCACGAGCAUGGUUUAAUAUUCCCUUAGCCAUCGGUGGAAUAUUUGAAGUGAUCGGUUACAUCGCCCGCGUCGCCGCUCACGAGCACACAGCCGAUCUCAUCCCCUUCUCUAUACAGAGCGUGUUCAUCCUCCUCGCCCCCGUUCUCUUCGCAGCAUCAGUAUACAUGACCCUCGGACGAAUCAUCCACAGCGUCAAUGCAGGGCAACACUCUCUCAUCCCUCUCCGCUGGCUGACAAAGCUAUUCGUCAUAAGCGAUGUUGUUUCCUUCCUCGUGCAGGGCAGCGGAGCGGGCUUAAUGGCAAUGGAGUCAAUGGGGACCCUGGCGAAAAUUAUCGUCAUCGUCGGUCUGGUUAUCCAAGUGGUCAUGUUCAGCUUUUUUAUAGUUGCCGCAGCUGUGUUUUAUCUGCGCAUGCAACAGCGUCCGACACGCGAGGCGUUGGAAAUGCCCUGGAGACACCAUAUGUACACACUCUUCGCUGUCAAUUUUCUGAUCCUGGUUCGAUCGAUCUACCGAGUUGUUGAGUACGCGAUGGGCAAUAAUGGGUACCUCUUGUCGCAUGAGUGGCCAUUGUAUGUCUUUGACACGGUGUUGAUGUGGUUCGUUAUGGUGAUUUGGGCUGCGAGGUAUCCUGGCAAU